Messenger RNA from Cebus imitator (Panamanian white-faced capuchin), 4194 nucleotides. RefSeq names its product SEC24 homolog A, COPII coat complex component (gene SEC24A). Gene Ontology annotation, biological process: intracellular protein transport; endoplasmic reticulum to Golgi vesicle-mediated transport; COPII-coated vesicle cargo loading. Lineage: Eukaryota; Metazoa; Chordata; Mammalia; Primates; Cebidae. The transcript is spliced from 22 exons. Bases 668 to 3850 code for a protein of 1060 amino acids. The record is from RefSeq and is a predicted model, not a curated record. Gene Ontology annotation, cellular component: endoplasmic reticulum exit site; COPII vesicle coat. Gene Ontology annotation, molecular function: zinc ion binding; SNARE binding.
GACGAUGACUUCUGAGGUCUCAAGUAAUCAUCACAAAACCCAGGGAGCGGAACUGUCAGUCCCACCCCACGAAAGCGGCUACUGAAUCCCAGAUUGCCCCACGAUCCCGGUUCUGCGAGUGAGGUCACGUUCACAAAGCCGGGAAUUUCCACAGCGGUGACACACGGCACUUCCGGCCGGCCGUGAGAGUCAGUGACGUGGCAGCGAGGCUAGGCACGGUCGUCGGGGUCGGGACACCAGGAGCUGUCAGGUGCCCUCGGGGCAACCCCGCUGGAAGAAAAGAGCUCGCCGGCAGCCGCUGCGGCAGCGAGGCCGGAGCCGGAAGUGCCACGUGUCCUGAUUGCGGCUGCGCGGCCGGGGGCUGACAGACACUUCCGGCCGAGGCCUCCUUCCUUCUAGGUUUGGCUGCCUCCCUGUAGCCCUGCAUUCGCGGCCCCGCCGGCCCGACUUUCUAGCCUCAGUUCCCAGGCUAGGCCGUGGCCGCCGGUGGCCUGGGGAGAGUGCGGCGCCAUGCCUCGGGCUUGAUGCGCCGCCCUCUCUUUUCCCAGUCUUCAGUCUUAAGUUGUUAGCCUCCUCCCUCCGCUUUCAGCAGUUGUCUUUCAGCUCUGUUCUUGGCCCUGUUGUCGACCCGGACCAGCCCCUUCCAACCCAGAUAACCGCCGUCGUCAUGUCCCAGCCGGGAAUACCGGCCUCCGGCAGCGCCCCAGCCAGCCUCCAGGCCCAGAACGGAGCCGCCUCGGCCUCGGGGUCUCCCUACGCUAACGGUCCUGUCCAAAACGCAUUGCUGUCUUCACAAGAGUCAGUGAGCCAAGGAUACAGUUUCCAGCGUCCGGGAUCCUACCCUCAUCUAAUACCAGCAAAGACUUUGAAUCCAGUCUCUGGACAGUCUAACCAUGGUAGUUCUCAGGGAUCUGGUCAGACUUUUAAUAGACCACCCGUGGCCUCUAAUCCAAUGACACCUUUGCUUCAGAGUGAUCCUGCUCCCCGAUUGCCAUUACCUGCUUCUCAGAACCCAUCUUCUACACCAUUGCCUUCUGGUAGCUUUCUUCCUGGAGCCAAUCUGCCACCACCUUUGAAUUGGCAAUAUAACUAUCCCUCCACAGGCUCACAAACAAACCAUUGUCCUCGUGCAUCAUCCCAACCAACUGUGUCUGGAAAUACAAGUCUAACCACAAACCAUCAAUAUGUUUCUUCUGGAUAUCCUUCACCUCAAAAUACCUUCAUAAAGUCAGGUUCAUCUGUACCUCCCUUAGUGAAUCCACCUCUGCCUACAAUUUUUCAACCAGGAGAUCCUCAUGGGCCCCCUCCAGCUGGAGGCCCACCCCCAAUAAGCGUCCUCACGCCCCAGAAAUCAUCAUAUAGACAUGUACCCCAGCCCUCAUUUAAUUCGUCCGUCAAUCAAGAAGGUAUUACAUCAAAUACCAAUAAUGGAUCUAUGGUGGUCCACAGUAGCUACGAUGAGAUUGAAGGAGGUGGCUUCUUGGCAACACCACAGCUUACUAACAAGAAUCCCAAAAUGAGCCGAAGUGUUGGAUAUUCAUAUCCCUCCUUACUGCCUGGUUAUCAGAACAUACCACCUGGUGCAACUGGAGUGCCACCCUCUUUGAAUUACUCAAGUGGGCCACAAGCCUUUACUCAGACUCCCUUAGGUGCUAAUCAUUUAACCACAAGCAUGAGUGGAUUAAGUCUACAUCCAGAGGGUCUAAGAGUUGUCAAUCUUCUUCAAGAAAGAAACAUGCUUCCAUCAACACCUUUGCAGCCUCCAGUUCCAAAUUUGCAUGAAGACAUCCAGAAACUCAACUGUAAUCCAGAGUUAUUUCGAUGCACACUGACUAGCAUUCCUCAGACUCAGGCCUUACUGAAUAAAGCCAAACUUCCUUUGGGGCUGCUGCUUCAUCCUUUCAAAGACUUAGUGCAGUUGCCUGUGGUUACCUCCAGUACCAUUGUGAGAUGCCGUUCAUGCAGGACGUACAUCAAUCCUUUUGUCAGCUUUCUUGAUCAAAGGAGAUGGAAGUGUAACUUAUGUUAUCGAGUAAAUGAUGUUCCUGAAGAGUUCUUGUACAACCCUUUGACCAGAGUUUAUGGAGAACCUCACAGAAGACCUGAAGUUCAAAAUGCUACUAUUGAGUUUAUGGCUCCUUCAGAAUACAUGUUACGACCACCUCAACCUCCAGUGUAUCUCUUUGUAUUUGAUGUGUCUCACAAUGCAGUCGAAACUGGAUACUUGAAUUCAGUUUGCAAGAGUUUGUUAGACAAUCUGGAUUUGCUUCCUGGCAACACUAGAACAAAAAUUGGGUUCAUAACGUUUGACAGUACAAUCCAUUUCUACAGUCUUCAAGAAGGUCUCUCUCAACCUCAGAUGCUAAUAGUUUCAGAUAUCGAAGAUGUUUUUAUACCUAUGCCAGAGAACUUAUUAGUAAACUUAAAUGAAAGUAAAGAGCUUGUACAAGAUUUACUGAAAACAUUGCCACAAAUGUUUACCAAGACUCUGGAGACCCAGAGUGCCUUGGGUCCUGCACUUCAAGCUGCCUUUAAGCUGAUGUCUCCAACUGGUGGUCGAAUGUCUGUUUUUCAAACACAACUCCCAACUCUUGGAGUGGGAGCCCUGAAACCACGAGAGGAGCCUAACCACAGGUCAUCUGCUAAGGAUAUACACCUGACACCAUCCACUGACUUCUAUAAGAAAUUAGCCUUGGACUGUUCUGGUCAGCAAGUAGCUGUUGACUUAUUCCUUCUCAGUGGACAGUAUUCUGAUUUGGCUUCUCUGGGUUGUAUUUCUCGGUAUUCAGCAGGUAGUGUCUAUUACUAUCCCUCUUACCAUCAUCAACACAACCCAGUCCAAGUACAGAAAUUAGAGAAAGAACUACAGAGAUACCUUACUCGGAAGAUUGGCUUUGAAGCAGUCAUGAGGAUUCGGUGCACCAAAGGUAGGAAUACGUAUUUUUUUACAUAUAAUCUUUUGUUAUAUAUAGUUGCCUCUCACUGUUGUUUUUGCUUUUUCCCCAAAGGUGAAAGAAGAAUUCGUGUUCAUACUUUGUGUUUGCCAGUAGUUUCUACUCUAAAUGAUGUGUUUCUUGGAGCUGAUAUUCAAGCAAUUUCAGGGUUAUUGGCCAAUAUGGCUGUUGACAGAUCCAUGACUGCCAGUCUGAGUGAUGCUCGGGAUGCUCUAGUGAAUGCAGUCAUUGACUCCCUUUCUGCCUACCGUUCUUCAGUCUUAAGUAACCAGCAGCCUGGAUUGAUAGUUCCUUUUUCUUUGCGGCUUUUCCCACUUUUUGUGUUGGCUCUCCUUAAACAGAAAUCAUUCCAGACUGGGACAAAUGCACGUCUAGAUGAACGCAUUUUUGCAAUGUGUCAAGUGAAAAAUCAGCCCUUGGUUUACCUUAUGCUCACAACUCAUCCCAGUUUGUAUAGAGUUGACAAUCUCUCAGAUGAGGGAGCACUCAACAUCAAUGAUAGAACCAUACCUCAGCCCCCCAUUCUUCAGCUUUCAGUAGAGAAGCUGAGCAGAGAUGGAGCUUUCCUCAUGGAUGCAGGCUCUGUACUCAUGCUUUGGGUUGGAAAAAAUUGUGCACAGAGUUUUCUCAGUCAAGUUCUAGGAGUUCAAAACUAUGCAUCAAUUCCACAGCCUAUGACAGACCUUCCAGAACUUGAUACACCAGAAUCUGCCAGAAUAAUAACUUUCAUCUCUUGGCUUAGAGAGCAGAGACCAUUCUUCCCAAUACUUUAUGUAAUAAGGGAUGAGAGUCCAAUGAAAGCAAACUUCCUUCAAAACAUGAUAGAAGACAGAACAGAAUCUGCAUUAUCAUAUUAUGAAUUCCUGUUGCAUAUACAGCAACAAGUGAAUAAAUGAACAAAUGACGAAGUUUGACUUAAUUAUUUCUAAGGAAUGUCACAAUAGUGCAGAAUACCUGGAAAUGUGUAAUACCUUCUUUUUCUAUCGUUUGUGGACUAAUGUGUUGAUUGAGAUGUUCUCACUGUGAUUUCAACAACCUAUAGCAAAUAAAAGACCACAGCAGAGAAGCAAACAUGCAACUUUGAAAUAUUGUAUUUUUCAAAUCAGAAUCUAGCUACAUAUGAUUGGAUACUUUUUUCUUGCCAAUUAUGUUUGAGUUGUUAUGGAUUAAAAUAAGACAAGACAAUAUUGCAGAGGCAAAGUACAUUUUGUAAAAUAAAGAUUUCUGUGUUCUACAUGUA